UCCCUUACAUAAAUUUAUUACAACUUUGGCCCAUUGCUCCACAAAAUUUAUGUUCUUGUAAUCCUACUAAGUCUGCUUCCCCGGCUGAAGAAUCCUCUUCUCUUUUAGCUAAGGUCUGACAAAAGCAUCAACAAUAGUUUCAGGUCAGGCUUCUGUCAAUGGGAAAAUCUCCAGGAAAGUGGAUCAAAACUGUCAUUUUCGGGAAGAAAUCAUCAAAACCAAGUUCCCAAAAGAAAACUGCACUAAUUGAGAAAAAGGAAGCCGCCACAGCCGCAGCCGCCGCAUCCAAGACGCCAAGUGGAGAGAACUCAGACAAUGGCUUGACUGUCAACCUAGCAAACGAGAAACAAAAUGCAGAUUUGGGAAAAUCCGUCUUCUUAGAUUCACCAAACGACAUCAGUACUGCAAUUACAGAACAGCAAGAGCAAGCUGUUAUAACUGCACAGGCAAUUUUCAGAGGUUACUUGGCCCGGCGUUCGGUUCGUGCCAUCAAGGGCAUGGUAAGGCUGCAAGCGCUUAUUCGCGGGCACUUGGUCAGGAGACAGGCAAUUGCUACAUUGCGCUGUGUGCAGGGGAUUGUUAGAUUGCAGGCACUGUUUCGCGGGAGAAGGGUCAGAGUCUCGGAUGUUGGCAGUGAAGUAAGGAAGAAAUGCUCUUCCUUGGGUCAAAUUCGGGCAGAAUUAUCUGGAUCACGUGCUAUUCCUAGGCCAGACAAGCUAUCCUCAAAUGCCUUCAUCUGUGAGCUUAUUGCUUCAUCACAUGGUACUGCCAUGCCUUUGCACCUUCACCAUGACACAAUAAUAGAACCAAAUUGUACUUGGCAAUGGCUAGAGAGAUGGUCAUCAUCAAAAUUUUGGGAACCACUUCCAAAACAUAAGAAUACUAUCGACAAAAAUUCUCAUAAUAAAAAGGGCAACAAUCAAACCAAGAAAGCUGAACUGGGCAGGCAAAAAAGGGUUGAGGGGUGGGUCUCCACUCUAAACAACAGAAAACAUUUUUCGAAUCAGAGCCCGGCAUAUGAAAACCAAAUAAACAAUACAAGGAAGUUUGAAACUCGAGAAGAAUCACCAGGGCAGGAACACCCUAAAAAUGAACUGGAGAGGGUAAAGCAAAAUCUGAGAAGAAUUUCUGCUUCAAGCAAAGUUGUUCUUGCUUGUUCGGAAUCCGUGGUUGAGAAAACAAAGUUAACUCCCAAAAUGAUUUCAAGCUCUCCAACUUUUGAGGUUCCUGAGAACAGUGUUGCCAAGUCCUUUGAGAAAACAUCUGAUCCCUCAGUGGCAGUGUCCAAAAGCUUGGAACAGAAUCAAGUGGAAGUGGCACCGAAAACAGUCACAACGGAGGCGAAAUUUGAUAAGCUGUGCGAUGAUCAUGUCAGUGUUGAGAAACAUCCUUUAGAUUAUGUUGAAAAAGUUGAAGACGUAGCACAAAAGGAUACAGAGAGAAUUUAUAAGGAAGACAAGACUAGCAUCAUGGACUUCCAGGCCAGAAGCAACAAGAGAAAUCUUCCAAGAAAGCUGGAAUACCCGGAGUUUGUUCCGCAGAGAAGUCCAAGUUUGCCCAACUAUAUGGUGGCAACCGAAUCAGCAAAGGCAAAACUUAGAGGAUUUUCUUCUCCUAGACAUGAUCAAGAUGAGGUUGAAACUGGUGGUUUCACGCGGCGGCAUUCUUUGCCUUUAUCUACGGACUGUAAAUUUAGCUUAAUAUCCCAGCAGAAUGAGAGACUAAUUCAAGCAAGCUCCCGAGGAGAGAGCAAAUCAUCUCCAUUGUCCUCUUCAAAUGGCCAUGGUAAGGGAGGACGGCCUGGGUGGAGGAAGUGAGUUAGAUGCAAUCUUCUGUAUGAGAUACCAAAACGGAAUGUGGAAAAAUACUAGUGUGAUGGACUUGGAGACUCUCAUUGUAUUCCUUUGUGCUUUAUUGGUUGUUUUGUGUGAAUUUAUCAUGUAUGGUGUAUAUUCUUCCUGUUUUGGAACAUGUUUUCAGUUUUUUAUUCCCUUGAUUG
This is a messenger RNA of Morus notabilis, 1999 nucleotides long. Its product is annotated as protein IQ-DOMAIN 31. Lineage: Eukaryota; Viridiplantae; Streptophyta; Magnoliopsida; Rosales; Moraceae. The transcript is spliced from 7 exons. The coding region runs from base 159 to 1817 and encodes 552 amino acids. Gene Ontology annotation, molecular function: protein binding. The record is from RefSeq and is a predicted model, not a curated record.